Molecule: messenger RNA, 457 nt
Organism: Drosophila sechellia
Lineage: Eukaryota; Metazoa; Arthropoda; Insecta; Diptera; Drosophilidae
Product: protein FAM136A
Exons: 1
Coding region: 33-428 (131 amino acids)
Cellular component (GO): cytoplasm
Source: RefSeq, a predicted model, not a curated record
UUUAUAUUUUCCAUACAUUUUAUACUCUCGAGAUGGAUUGUGACAAUCCGAGUUCGGAGGAGACGCGCGAACGCGUUGACAACGCAAUCCUGACCGCCAUGGAGGAUCUGGAUCGGGACUAUCUGCGCAAGUUGCAGAUCGAGAUGCACAGGUGUGCGACCGCCUGUUGUGCGGAUGCGGAUGCGAAUGCGGAGGCGGUGGAGCGAUGCGUGGACCGCUGCCAGAUCCGUUUGACCCGAGCCCGCUGCUUCGUGCAGCAGGGUGUAUCCGACUUUGAGAAUCGCCUGGAGAAGUGCAUCCAGCAGUGCCGCCUCAAUGGAUCCGAUUAUGGCUUGGAACAUUGCACCAGCAACUGCGUGGAUAGCCAUGUGGGAUUGUUGCCCGAAAUGUUCAGGGCUAUGCGAGAUACCCUGGAAAAGGGUGUUUAACAGAGGACACUUAUGUUUUGAUUUAUUUA